Molecule: messenger RNA, 402 nt
Organism: Phaeodactylum tricornutum CCAP 1055/1
Lineage: Eukaryota; Bacillariophyta; Bacillariophyceae; Surirellales; Neidiaceae
Gene: Trx-o
Product: thioredoxin o
Exons: 1
Coding region: 1-402 (133 amino acids)
Source: RefSeq, a predicted model, not a curated record
AUGUCAACGACUAUCGCAAUGAUUGCUCUCCGGCCUUCCUUUAGACGCGUAACCGCAUUGACUGGUGUCACGCGUCGCUCAAUGUCGGUGAUCACGUUGAGCGACCAGGAAGCUGUGGAAAAAUUCAAAACCAUCAACUCCAAAACGGUCUGUUACUUCACGGCUGUCUGGUGUCCUCCAUGCAAGCAAAUCAAACCAAUUUACGAAGAAAUGUCUACUAAAUACGACGGUGUAGCCUUUGGGAAGAUUGACGUCGACGACAAUGCGGACGCAGCGGUAGAAUACGAAAUCUCGAAUGUGCCAACCUUUAUUGCCUUUGAUGGCGAAGAGAUAGUGGCACGUUUUUCUGGAGCCGAUCCCAAUCAACUCACAUCCAUGGUUGAGGCUUUAAAAAGUCGAUAG